Molecule: messenger RNA, 771 nt
Organism: Thecamonas trahens ATCC 50062
Lineage: Eukaryota; Apusomonadida; Apusomonadidae
Exons: 2
Coding region: 1-771 (256 amino acids)
Source: RefSeq, a predicted model, not a curated record
AUGGAGCGUGAGCUGGUGGGCAGCGGUUGGCCAAGCGUGGCCCUCGUUGAUAGUGGCGCGGCCCGCACUGUGAUCGGUGCGUCGCUGGCCGCGUUGCUGCUGGGUUGCGCACGUCACAGGGUGCGCGAGGCCGUGGGGAAGCAGUCGCGAUCGCCACCCUCAGUCCGACUACGUGGUGCGGGAGGCCGCCCAUUGGUAGUGCUGGGCGAACUGGGAGUUCAUCUAGGCUUUGUUGAUACAGAAGGCGAGCUAUGGUCGAUCGGGUCGAGUGCCGUGGUGGUGGACCAUGAGCUCGUCACGGACGUCGUGCUCGGGCGCAGCGAGCUUGACCGGGUGCAAGGAGCAUGGAUUCGAGGAGCCGCUGCCGCAGAAGGUGCGGAUGCCAUGGUUUGGUUCCCGAACCAUACCGGUCGCUCGCCGGUGGCGUUCGUGGGAUCCGGGCAGAGCAGCGUGGAAGACCUGCAAAUGGCGGUCAUCGGAAAGGACAGCGGGCCACCCGCAUGCGGCCGGCGAGCCACAGUGUUUGGCGCUGACACGGAAGUCAGCGACCGCAAGGCGCAGUACGACGAAGCGUACCUCGCCCAGCGGAUUGCAGACACCCGGGUAGCUCUGCGGGAGCAUGGAGUAGAGACAGCGUUGGGCACCGCGGGGUUCAGAUCGUUGAUGGAGGCGGUGUGCGAGUACCCGUUCAUGUUCGAUCUACGGCGCAACGGAGAGAUUCAGCCCACCGCGCCAGGUCUUGAGCUGGACAUCGCGGGAUUUUGGGCCUGA